AUGGCAAUUGGUGGUUUGGGUCAAUUGGAUCAAGAAUAUGACGGAUCCGAACUUAAAGUUCUGAUUAUCCAUGCCCGUUGGAAUCGUGAGAUUAUUGAUGCUUUGGUCGAAGGUGCCGUCAAGAGAAUGACCGGUCUAGGUGUUAAAAAAUCAAAUAUAACCAUUGAGACCGUUCCUGGCUCCUUUGAAUUGCCAUAUGCUUGCAGAGUCAUGGGCAAAUCUCAGUUGUAUGAUGCGAUUAUACCAAUCGGCGUCCUGAUCAAGGGCAGUACGAUGCAUUUCGAGUACAUUGCUGAUAGUACCACCAAAGAACUAAUGUCAUUGCAAGAAAAAAUUAAUACUCCUAUCAUUUUUGGUUUGCUUACAUGUAUGACUGAAGAGCAAGCACUAGCAAGGGCAGGCAUUGACGAAGGUCAUACUAUGCAUAAUCAUGGUGAGGACUGGGGUGCUGCUGCUGUCGAAAUGGGAAUUAAAUAUGGUCGUUGCCCUCAGCAUUCUCGCUAA
Molecule: messenger RNA, 504 nt
Organism: Torulaspora delbrueckii
Lineage: Eukaryota; Fungi; Ascomycota; Saccharomycetes; Saccharomycetales; Saccharomycetaceae
Gene: RIB4
Product: lumazine synthase RIB4
Exons: 1
Coding region: 1-504 (167 amino acids)
Biological process (GO): riboflavin biosynthetic process
Cellular component (GO): riboflavin synthase complex; intracellular anatomical structure; mitochondrial intermembrane space
Molecular function (GO): 6,7-dimethyl-8-ribityllumazine synthase activity
Source: RefSeq, a predicted model, not a curated record